AUGGGAUUCCUUGAGCCGACAGCUAUAUACCAUGCUCGGCAGAGAAUCCGGUUCCUUGAAGUGUUCAAAUUCCUCACUCAUUGUCAGCGCGCAAUCCUCCGAAGAGCCCUUAAGUCCUCAUUCCCUGCUGAGGCGAGAUGGACCAAGUGGUUAGAGAGCGAAUUUACUGACCGGAAGGCCCAUAGUUCGAAUCUGAGCUCUGCCUCUCGACUUCCCCUGUCUAGGCUUGGGCUGCCAGGCAGUAUCCCAGCCCUCGUGCUUCCUUUGUGUGGCAUGGCAACUAGGCACCGAAAAGGUGAUACAGCUGAACGAUUUUUUUCUGGUGAUAAAACAUGGCGAACAUUGCGAUCGAGCGCCUAA
Molecule: messenger RNA, 360 nt
Organism: Opisthorchis viverrini
Lineage: Eukaryota; Metazoa; Platyhelminthes; Trematoda; Opisthorchiida; Opisthorchiidae
Exons: 2
Coding region: 1-360 (119 amino acids)
Source: RefSeq, a predicted model, not a curated record